AUGACAACUCUCUCUCUUUUCCCACACGGGAACCUGGAGGCAGCAGCAUUCUCUUCCUCAUUCCUUCUUCCUUGUCCCCGUUCUGUUGAAGAACAUCACUUUCAAGUUUCCUCCUCACUCCACAACUUGGAACAAAAUGGCAGGGAGCAGUCAUAUACAGACUACGCUAUUCCGUUGUUGAUCAUUCAAACCGUCUUAGUCCUUUCCGUUAGCCGUAGCUUGACCUUCCUUCUCAAACCUCUUCGUCAACCCAAAGUUGUUGCAGAGAUUCUCGGUGGAAUUUUGCUUGGACCAUCUGGAAUUGGACGUAACAAACAAUUUACGAAGUUGGUGUUCCCUUCAUGGAGCACUCCCAUACUGGAAUCAGUGGCCAGCAUUGGCCUCCUUUUCUUCCUCUUUCUUGUAGGCAUUGAGCUUGAUAUUCGAACCAUUCGCCGCAGCGGCAAGAGAGCUUUUAGCAUUGCCGUUGCCGGAAUAUCCCUGCCGUUCCUCUUCGCCAUGGGAGUAACCUUCCUCCUCCAGAAAGCCAUCCACUUCGGAACCGGCCAUAACUACCUCCAGCUCCUCAUGUUCAUGGGAGUAUCCCUCUCCAUCACCGCCUUUCCUGUGCUCGCCCGCAUCUUAGCAGAGCUCAAGCUCCUCACCACACAAGUAGGAGAAACUGCCAUGGCCGCCGCCGCCUUCAAUGAUGUUGCGGCCUGGGUUCUCUUGGCCUUGGCAAUCGCCUUGGCCGAUGGACAACACAAAAGCUCACCCCUCACAUCUAUUUGGGUUCUCAUUUCAGGGGUGGCGUUUGUUGCAUUCGUAUUGGUCCUUGUUAGACCCUUUAUGAACUGGGUAGCACGCCAGUGGUCACGUCAACGCCAAGUCUUUGACGAAGCGACCAUAUGUUUAACCCUCGCGGGGGUUAUGAUAGCAGGCUUUGUCACUGACCUCAUAGGGAUACACUCAAUCUUUGGAGCCUUUGUUUUCGGGAUCACGAUCCCAAAGAAGGGCGAGUUUGCGAGCAGCGUCGCAAAGAGGAUCGAGGACUUUGUCACGGUGCUGUUGCUUCCGUUGUACUUCGCCUCGAGCGGGUUGAAAACCGACGUUGCUAAGUUGCAUGGAAUGGAAGAGUGGGGGCUUUUGGUGCUGGUCAUAGUGAUGGCGUGCGUCGGAAAAAUCUUGGGGACAUUUACGGUGGCCAUGAUGAGCAUGAUACCUGUGAGGGAAUCUCUUACUCUUGGAUUCUUGAUGAACACCAAAGGGUUGGUGGAGCUUAUUGUUCUCAACAUUGGCAAAGAGAAAAAGGUACUUAACGAUGAGGUGUUUGCCAUCCUAGUGCUAAUGGCUCUCUUCACCACCUUCAUCACAACGCCAAUAGUCUUAGCAAUAUACCCACCCUCGCGUCCCAGCAAACAAAACCGGGCAGGACCGCGAGACGACCUUAGCAUCCUUGCAUGCGUCCACGACCACCACACUUGCAACAUACCCUCUCUAAUAAGCUUCAUUGAAUCCAUUCGACCAAACACCACCACCACCACCAAUCUCAAAUUGUACGUUAUGAAACUCGUCGAGCUCACAGACCGAUCCACCUCCAUCUUGACCGUUCAACGCAGCCGCAGGAACGGCUUCCCCGAAGGAUCAGAAAGUUCCAUGCACGACCAAGUUGUGGCCGCUUUCAAAGCUUACCACGGUGUAGGCCAAGUGAGAUUGCGCCAUUUGAGGUCAGUGUCGGCGCUGUCAACGAUGCACGAGGACAUAUGCCAUGUUGCGGAGAAGCAUGGAGUGGGAAUGAUCAUAAUUCCAUUCCAUAAAAGGUGGAGGAGAGGGGAACAAGAUGAAGACGAUGAAGAAGCAAUUGAGAUAGGCCAAGGGUGGAGGGAAGUCAACCAAACGGUGCUUCAAACCGCACCAUGCGCCGUGGCGGUGCUUGUCAACCGUGGAGUUGGUACAUGGCUUCAACCAGGUGCAACCGAUGCAACCAUGAGGGUUUGCAUAGUUUUCAUAGGUGGAUUGGAUGAUCGUAUGGCUUUAGAUUUGGGUGCAAGAAUGGCACAACAUCCAGCAAUAACGUUGUCUCUGGUGAGAUUCAUGUCAACAGAGGAUUGGGAAACAGACAAGGAGCUAGACGAGGUGGCAGUGAAUGAGUUCAAAGCAAAGUUGGAGUCGUCAGUGACGUACAUUGAAAAGGACGCAAGCAGCAUAACAGAGGAGGUCUUAAGAAUUGGAAAAUCUAAGGAGUAUGAGCUACUGAUAGUGGGGAAAGGAAAUCAGCUUCCCGAGUCAUCCAUGGAAGAUUCUCGACUCGAGCAUGCUGAGCUGGGGCACAUGGGAAAUCUCUUAACCUCCUCAGCAAUGGGUAUUACAAGUUCUGUGCUCGUUAUACAAGACCAGCAAUUGGUAACUUCUAAUGAAACUGAACUCAGAAAGAUGGCUAGCGUCUUGUGAUCCACAGAAGGAUCGAAUCAUUCCUAUAAAUAUGUAUAAAAAAUAAGCCCCUUGUACUUGGAUAUGUUUGAGUAAUGAAGUGUGGUCCAUCAGUGUA
Molecule: messenger RNA, 2527 nt
Organism: Arachis duranensis
Lineage: Eukaryota; Viridiplantae; Streptophyta; Magnoliopsida; Fabales; Fabaceae
Product: cation/H(+) antiporter 20-like
Exons: 6
Coding region: 1-2430 (809 amino acids)
Biological process (GO): regulation of pH; proton transmembrane transport
Cellular component (GO): membrane; endomembrane system
Molecular function (GO): antiporter activity
Source: RefSeq, a predicted model, not a curated record